AUGAAAGCAAGCCUUUCCGCCACCCUUACUUCCCUGUUGGUCCAUGCAGGGACUGUUCUGUCUGGACCAGUCUUUGCAGCCGAUGAUCUUUUGUCAUUGCGCGAUUCGAAGUUGAGGAAACGUGCUGAAUGUGGUCUUGGCAUUGGUUCGUGCAAUCCUGGAUCCUGUUGUUCAGAGAGUGGCUUCUGCGGAACAACCGGAGACUUUUGUGGUGGUUCUGCUUGCCAGCUCGAGUACAGCGAUUCGUGUGAUACUUUACAAGAUCUUGUAUCUUCGAAGUCCUCGUACUGCAGUAACGGACAUGAAGCUGACACAGAGACCAGUUUCGGGCCUCGUGGAAGCAGCACGGAAGGAAUCUCUCGACCACGGCUUGGCAAUGUUCCGUAUGAAACAGGCACUAUCAUCACAACUUGCACUGCACCCGGUGUGAUUGCUCUGACAUUCGAUGAUGGCCCUCUUGAGUACACCAAUGACCUUUUGGAUCUUUUGGAUGACAGAGAUAUCCAGGCUACUUUCUUUGUGGCCGGAAACAACAGGGCCAAGGGACAUAUUGACGACUCGUCCAAACCAUGGCCCGCUGUGAUGAGACGCAUGUACUCUGCAGGUCAUCACAUCGCCAGCCACACUUGGACUCAUCGCAAUCUCAACGAGGUCAACAGCACUAUCCGAAGAUCUGAGAUGAUCUACAAUGAGAUGGCCUUCCGAAAUCUCUUUGGUUGGAUUCCGACCUACAUGCGGGCGCCAUACCUCGAGUGCAACGCCGCAUCUGGUUGCCUCGAUGAGAUGUCCGAACUUGGCUAUCAUGUUGUGGACCAGAACAUUGACACUAAAGACUACGAGAAUGACAGCCCUGCUUUGAUCCAAAUCUCUAAAGAUCGUUAUUCUUCUGGAGUCUCGUCUAACUCGGAGAACAACCAGUAUAUUGUUCUGGCGCAUGAUGUCCAUGAUCAGACUGUUCACAAUUUGACUGCUUCCAUGAUCGAUACUGCCCAAGAUCGUGGAUACAGGCUUGUUACUGUUGGGGAAUGUCUUGGUGACCCUCGGGAGAACUGGUACCGAACUGUUUCCCGAGGCAGAGAUGCCACAUCGACUGAGUCGGCUACCACUACCCGAACUGUCCCUCCUACCAACGUGUCGGUGACAACGAACACAGCUACUGCUACUGGUGGUCUUGAUACACUUGUCAGGGGUCAGCCUUCGGAAGCUGCUGUUCCUGGUAUGGUUACUGUGGAUCGAGUGAAAGUUACUGUGGAACAGGCUGUGAUACCGACUUUGGGUCGUGCACGCCUUCCGGAGGUGACAUUCACGACACUACCAACGGCCUUUGUGGUCCUGGCGUCAGGGCAUCAUGCGGAAACUACGGUGACAAGACCUGCUGCUCUCAGUACGGGUUCUGCGGCAAUAGUGCUGCUCACUGCGGAGCUGGUUGUCAGGGGGGCUUUGGAGAGUGUAACUGAUGUGUAUGAUUAUCCAUCAAUAGGAUGUUGA
Fusarium redolens is the source of this 1488-nucleotide messenger RNA. RefSeq lists its product as uncharacterized. Gene Ontology annotation, molecular function: chitin binding; hydrolase activity, acting on carbon-nitrogen (but not peptide) bonds. Lineage: Eukaryota; Fungi; Ascomycota; Sordariomycetes; Hypocreales; Nectriaceae. The record is from RefSeq and is a predicted model, not a curated record. Gene Ontology annotation, biological process: carbohydrate metabolic process. The transcript has 6 exons. The coding region runs from base 1 to 1488 and encodes 495 amino acids.